CGACGGACGGACUCCUCCCCCGUGAUGGAAAUGCUGUAUAAAUGCAGCAUCAGCCUGUCAACAGCAGUGUCUGAAAGCUUAUUGGUGCCCGAACAUGAAGGGACUGAGCUUGGUUCUCCUGGUGCUUCUCCUGAUGCUUGCAGUCGGAGAGGGCAAUGAUCCAGAAAUGCAGUACUGGACUUGUGGGUAUAGAGGACUCUGCAGACGGUUCUGCUAUGCUCAGGAGUACAUCGUUGGUCAUCACGGUUGCCCUCGGAGAUACAGGUGUUGUGCCAUACGGUCUUAGCAGCUCCUGCAAGGUGUCCCGGCAUGAGGGCCGGCAUCUUCAGCUCACGCAGCUGGGAUCCCGGCAGCCGGCACAGCCUUAUUCCUCCGGAUAAACCAUCCGGACAACUUUGCUGUCGAUCAGUCCCUCUUGGAUCUGACGCCGAGUGCUUUUGAAGUGGACUUUAUAUGCUGUACUAAGAACCUAACUCAUUUACUCAUGUUGUUGCCUGAAACCUGGUGUGGCUGAUCCUGUACCUCACACUGAAUGAUGUCUCAUAACACAACAGUUGGUUCCUUCUCUCUGAAAUGCGGUGCCAAUGCCAAUAAAUGCAUGGAAACAGAUGCACUGGUGUUUGGUUUGUUUAGCCCAGAGGAUCCUCACAUUCAGAUUUGAUCAUAUUGUCCCAAAUGCAAUGCAAAGUAAACCAGUUAUUUUGCAUGUGAGAAAACAUCUAAAAUACAGUGUCUAAAUGGAGCUCAUUGCCCACUUGGCUUGACCUUGGGGAAAUAACAGCAUGGAAAGCAGUCUGCGUGGAGUCUGGCAUGCUGUCGCUCAGCGCUGUACUGACAGGACACAAUAAUGGUCAAGUGAC
Molecule: messenger RNA, 860 nt
Organism: Hippoglossus stenolepis (Pacific halibut)
Lineage: Eukaryota; Metazoa; Chordata; Actinopteri; Pleuronectiformes; Pleuronectidae
Gene: defbl2
Product: defensin, beta-like 2
Exons: 3
Coding region: 95-286 (63 amino acids)
Source: RefSeq, a predicted model, not a curated record